GUGCCUCCCAGAAGAUUGGAACAAGAGGGGAGUCCGAACAGGGACUUACCUCAGUAUGGUCAGAAACAAUGGCAGUCAUAUUUUGGACGUACUUUUGAUGUUUACACUAAGCUCUGGAAAUUCCAACAACAGCACAGGCAAAUUUUGGACAAUAGGUAUGGCCUGAAGAGGUGGCAGAUUGGAGAAAUUGCUUCAAAGAUAGGACAACUCUACUACCAUUAUUACUUGCGUACUUCUGAGACCAGUUACCUGAAUGAAGCAUUUUCCUUCUACUCUGCAAUAAGACAAAGGGCCUACUACUCCCAGGUCACUAAGGAGGAUAGGCCUGAACUUGUGGUUAAAAAGCUACGGUAUUAUGCACGAUACAUCGUUGUUUGUCUGCUCCUCAAUAAAAUGGACCUUGUUGGAGACCUAGUUAAGGAGCUAUCUGAUGAAAUUGAAGAUUAUACACAUCGGUUCAAUACUGAAGAUCAGUUAGAAUGGAAUCUUGUGCUCCAAGAGGUAGCAGCAUUUGUUGAGGCAGAUCCUGUGAUUGUGUUAAAUGACGAUAACAGUAUUGUGGUAACCUCAAAUCGCUUGGCAGAGGGAGUAGUCCCACCACUGGAACAAGGCAUGGUAGCAGGCCAGCUGGCGCUAGCAGAUGCACUAAUCGUCGGAAACUGUAGCAGUCAGGUUAAAUUCAGUGAGUUAACUAUUGACAUGUUCAGAAUGUUGCAGGCUUUAGAACGGGAACCCAUUAACCUGGCUUCGCAAUUAAACAAGACUGGAUCACAGGAAUCAACAGAGAAACCUUCAAAACGAGAAAAUCCACACAAGUAUCUGCUGUACAAGCCAACUUUCAGUCAACUGUAUACAUUUCUUUCUGCAUCUUUUAAGGAGCUGCCUGGAAAUAGCGUCCUCCUGGUCUAUCUGUCAGCUACUGGUGUGUUUCCUACAGGGCGUUGUGAUUAUGAAGGUCCAUAUGAUUUUGGUGGGGUGCUGACCAACAAUAAUCGUGAUGCAGGAAGCAUGGAAGUAAUGCAAAAACGCAACAAUUCAUUUAAAGAAAUGCAUUGUCUUCAUCCUGGUGACUUUUUCCCUUUCACACGAAAACCAUUGUUUCUAAUUGUGGACUCUUCAAAUAGCAUAGCAUAUAAGAACUUUGUCAACUUAUUUGGCCAACCUCUAGUCUGCUUGCUUUCUCCAACAGCAUAUCCCAAAGGUUUACAAGAUCAAACUCAACGUGGAAGCCUUUUCACCCUCUUUCUGUACAAUCCUCUGAUGGCAUUUCUGUUUAUGUGUCGACUCACAAGUAUGAGAAAAGGAAUGUGGGAUAAAUGUCAGGAAUAUCUCCAUAAGAUAUACAGGGAUAUAGCUCACCUGCUGACUAAAUCACGGACUGUGGAUCAAGCAUUCCUUCAGUUUUUUGGUGAUGAUUUUCUUCGAUUAUUGUUGACCCGGUUUGUUCUCUGCUCUGCAACCAUGAGACUUCACAAAAUGUUUAGGGAAACUCGGAAUUACCCAGAAACUUAUCCACAGUUGCAGAAAGAAGAUAGUGUGGAGAAUCCUGCACUCCAGAAUCACAUUCUAGAACUGGCUUCCAUGCUGGAUGUUAGAAGCCUUUUCCUGGAAAAGACCACUGCUGAAUAUUAAGAGCAAGGCUGAAAAAUAAAUUUAACAAUUUCUCUGAAGUCAUUGGUUCUGAAGAAGAUAUUUUUCUUUGCAUCUACCGAUUUGGAUAAUUGAAACAUUGUUAUUCAAGCAGAAUUAUUUUCGAUCAAACAAAUUCUCAAAGACU
Molecule: messenger RNA, 1777 nt
Organism: Hemiscyllium ocellatum (epaulette shark)
Lineage: Eukaryota; Metazoa; Chordata; Chondrichthyes; Orectolobiformes; Hemiscylliidae
Gene: scai
Product: suppressor of cancer cell invasion
Exons: 16
Coding region: 394-1632 (412 amino acids)
Biological process (GO): DNA-templated transcription
Cellular component (GO): nucleus
Molecular function (GO): transcription corepressor activity
Source: RefSeq, a predicted model, not a curated record